GUGGCACUGGAGUUAAUUAGAUGAUGGUGAGCUGCAGAUUCAGUGUGUGCAGGUAGCUGCAGUGUCUUGGUGAAUCAUGGCUCGAACUGGGUUUUGUUAUUCCAGGCAACUGUUGGACCGCCAUAUGACUGAGGACAGACAAGCGCCCCUGUGGACGUGGACAAACUCCUGUGUUCUGAGGGAGCGCAGGGUGUUUGCUGAAGGAGAAGAUGUGGAUCCAGGGCAGCACUAUAAUCCCACACAGGACAGGCAAUGGAUUCAAAGGCUUCCCAUAUCUGGAGAAGAUGAGAUCAUAAUGGAUUACGCUCCACAGGAUGAGUCCGUACUUUCAGAUGUCUAUGAAGAGGAGGCUUUGCUGAAGUAUCUGAACAGGUUGCCAGGUCCACCUAGUCUGCGAGAACUAAUGCCUGGACUUCUGCGCAGAGAGGUGGAGGUAGCCAUCAGUAAGCUGGGGCUCCUCUAUGAUCAGACCUAUGCAUGGGACAUCUUUUCAGACAUGAUGAGAAGUCAGCUACUAUGCUCUCUCCCAAACGCUGACCUGCCCAAGCAUUUCAGUGACUCAUCGAGAGCUGUCUUGGUGGACUGGAUAAUUCAAGUCCAUGAAGUGUUCCAGUUCUCGGAGGAAACGUUGUAUCUGGCAGUACACCUGUUGAAUCGAGCACUAAGGCUCAUCAAAGUGUCCAUCUCUGGCCUGCAGUUACUGGGUGUUGUUUGCCUUUUUCUGGCUGCUAAAAAAGAGGAAUGUCUGUUACCAGAGGUGUCGGAGCUCUGCUAUCUGAUGGAGAAUGCCUACAGUAAGAAACAGCUGCUACGGAUGGAGAGGAGGGUUUUAACUGGGCUCAAGUUUGAUCUCUAUCACUGUCCCCCUCUUCAUUUUCUUCUCAUCUGUGCUUCCAUCGCACACUGCAGCAAUAAGGUGGUCUGGAUGGCACGAUACCUGUUGGAGCUCUCGCUCUUGGAGGGGCAAUGUGUGGUGUAUCUGCCUGCCCAGCUGGCAGGUGCUGCCCUCCGUCUGGCCCGCAGAAUCCUGCAGGAAGCUCCUUCUGAUGGAGAGAUGGCCUGGUCCAUUGCCUCUAGUAUCCAUAUAGGAAAUGAAGCAGCUCUCCUCAGUAUAAUGCAGAUCAUGGCCAUGGCAGCAGCAAGAGCACAUUCUCGUGAGACCCGUGCCACUUACAUCAAGUUCUCCACUAUACAAACCCUCCAUGUCAGCAUGCACCCUGCCCUGAAAGCUGCCACUGGCCUACUGGGCCUGUCGUGCUCUCAGACGUGAUACACUAACACCAGUGAGGAGGACAAGUGGGGCCGGAAAUGUUCUGGAAUGCUGUAUAGCGCUGCUACUCUUAAGGAGGGAAAGAAAUCCCAACUAUGGCCAGUCAGGAGGUUUGUGUUGCACUGGUUGCUUUAUAUGGACUGAGUUGUUUUCUGUAACUUUUUAUAGUAAUCUUAUGUCACUUGAUGUAAAAGGAUAAAGAAAAAAGUGUGUAUUUGUCUUUUUGUAGCUUUUAAGUGUUUAUCAAUGCUAUGGUGAAAAAUAUAUAUACUGGAAUAUGGUGUCUUAUGGAAUUGAAGCAUUUUGAAACCUU
Carassius carassius (crucian carp) is the source of this 1583-nucleotide messenger RNA. RefSeq names its product cyclin-P-like. Bases 77 to 1270 code for a protein of 397 amino acids. The transcript has 9 exons. Gene Ontology annotation, cellular component: centrosome; cytoplasm; nucleus. Gene Ontology annotation, biological process: regulation of cyclin-dependent protein serine/threonine kinase activity; mitotic cell cycle phase transition. Gene Ontology annotation, molecular function: cyclin-dependent protein serine/threonine kinase regulator activity. NCBI's taxonomy places the organism in Eukaryota, Metazoa, Chordata, Actinopteri, Cypriniformes, Cyprinidae. The record is from RefSeq and is a predicted model, not a curated record.